AUCGAUAUCUAUUACGGAAAAUCUCCUUGCAGAAAGUGUGCAUCGAAAAUCGAUCGAUCGUAAUUUACUACGCAAUUGUUACACAUUAUACUAUUACUAUUGUGAAAAAAAUAACACUAUGAAAAUACGAGAGAGAAAAAUACUUGCGUAAAUAAUAUAUCGAGGCGAGGUGUAGUCGAAUGAUUCUUCGAGUUUUAUACGACAGUCGAUAUCUGACUAGAAAUAUGGACGUAUUCGACAAACACUAUCGUACCUAUCGUACUGUGUUGAAAAUCCUAGGAUUAUGGCCGUACAAUAACUCGGUCUAUGUAUGGAUUCAGAGAUUGUUAUUAUUGACGCUCUAUCUUGGAAAUGUAAUAUUUCAGAUUGUGUCACUUUUAAGAUCUGAAAUUACCUUACGAAACUGUAUUUUAAUAUUGUCUACGACUUGUCCACUUAUAAUAACUUUGCUACGAUAUAUAAGCUUCAUAAUAUUUUUUCCUAUGAUAAAACAUUUAUUUCAACAUAUCGAUAUGGAGGAAAGUAUAAUACAAGAUUCGGUAGAAAGACGGAUACGAACGAAAUACAUCGAUGAUUCUUGUCACAUGAUCGAAAUAUUUUUAUGGAUCACGUAUACAACUAUUGCAUUCUACGGUAUGUUAUUAUUGUAUCCUAUAAUAUUGGAUUUAAUAAUGCCUUUCAAUGAAUCUCGUAUGUAUAACUAUCAUUACUUUACAUUAUUUUCUGUCAAUCGAAAUUAUUUUUAUAUCUUAUGCUUGGAUUAUAUAUUUGUUAUUACAUUUGGAUUAUUAUCUAUAUUAUGUACGGAAUCGAUAAUCGGCCUUUGUAGUUAUCAUGCAGGAGUGUUGUUUAAAAUUAUUAGCCAUCGAAUACAAAAGAUUAUCGCUUAUUUAACCACGUUUAAUCUCUCAUCGAAGCAAAUUGACACGAAACUCGGGGAACUUUAUCGCGUGGUGGAUAUUCAUAAUCAAGCUAUCCAACUUAUCAAUAUCCUGAUAAAUAAUUCUGGGAAACAGUUUUUGAUAUCUGUUCUUCUAGCCGUAAUUUCGAUGGCCAUAAGUCUGCAUCGAAUUACAAUCUUGACAAAAUACAUAUAG
Apis florea (little honeybee) is the source of this 1097-nucleotide messenger RNA. RefSeq lists its product as uncharacterized. Gene Ontology annotation, molecular function: odorant binding; olfactory receptor activity. Gene Ontology annotation, cellular component: plasma membrane. NCBI's taxonomy places the organism in Eukaryota, Metazoa, Arthropoda, Insecta, Hymenoptera, Apidae. The record is from RefSeq and is a predicted model, not a curated record. Gene Ontology annotation, biological process: detection of chemical stimulus involved in sensory perception of smell; sensory perception of smell.